AUGACUUUCACCAGCCUCAUAGAAAUCGUAGACUCAACCUUGAAAGAUUUCAAUGAUCCACUCAAACCUGUCAAAAUAUCGGUCUUCGAUGACCUACAGAGCGAGGAAACACGUAGAUCAUUCGCUAAACUCUUAACAAAUCAGAACCUUUUCAAAUUCAAGGAGCCUGAACUGAUAUCAUUUUAUAAUGAAUGCAUAAAAGAUCAAGUCAACUCAGUGACCACAAUAGAUCGACACGCUCGUCCUCGAAGCAAGACGAUUCAUUCUCUUAUAAAAGCAGCAGCGAUACUAAAAACGCCAGCGGCUGGAGUGAUAGUUAUGAAUACAAGUUCAGUUGGCAUCCGUGGUCUCCAACGAUAUGAAAUAUUGGACGACCUUGUCUUAAAACUAUAUGGUGCACCCAAUAAUACUACAUUGGCCUUCAGAGGCACAUAUGCAGAAGUUGAUCGAGCACUCUUGUCGAUGUGGGCUUACAUUUUCACUACUUGGAUGGAACAAGACUCCGGUCGUAAGGGUCAGUUGGUACAAAGGCGGGCCUCAUCGACCACUAUCGAGCAUAAUGGAAUGGUCUAUUUCAUGGCCCCUAAACGACACUUCGAAGGUGUUUUUAUUAGCAGACGUGCAAAAACAUCGCCAUAA
Acaulospora colombiana is the source of this 639-nucleotide messenger RNA. Lineage: Eukaryota; Fungi; Glomeromycota; Glomeromycetes; Diversisporales; Acaulosporaceae. The record is from the annotation of a GenBank genome assembly.